Molecule: messenger RNA, 2991 nt
Organism: Protomyces lactucae-debilis
Lineage: Eukaryota; Fungi; Ascomycota; Taphrinomycetes; Taphrinales; Protomycetaceae
Exons: 2
Coding region: 1-2991 (996 amino acids)
Source: RefSeq, a predicted model, not a curated record
AUGGGCUUGUUUGGAAAGAAGAAGCCACCCAUCAAGCAGCAAUGGGUUGCGACGCCGACCAGGCAAGUCUCUGCAGAAGAUGGUGGUCAGGAGCUCUUUGACCGGCCGUCGCUUCCAGCCAGAGAUUUAGAGCCGCUGCUCGUCGCGUGCGCGGAUCAGUUGCGCAGUCGAGGUCUGGAGACGCCUCUCCUCUUUCUGCCAUUCAGACCAGCAAGUGACUUGCCUGCGACGAGAGCCUUCAUUCGGCAGUGGCAUGCGUUUGGUUGGCAGGGAGACGAACUGCGCAGAGAAUUGCUCAUUUGCGAUGUCCUUGUUCUUGCAGCACUCUUUCGAUGGGGCAUGACACGCAUUGACGGCGGCUUGCUUGACUGGUCCACCUACCUCUUGUUCAGAUCAACAGAAGAAAAACUGCGACAAGACCGAACAGCCUUUCAACAAAUUGUGCCGGUUCUAAUUGUUGAUCCAGCCAAGCAAAGUAUUCUGCUCGCCUUUUUGGAGCUGCUCAGCGCAGUCGCUGCGCAUGUAGCUGUCAAUGGCCAUCCAGCCAGGAAGCUUGCUCGACAAUGUGCUGCCUUCUUCUUUGGACACGAGUUGGCGCCGCAGCUCGACGCAAAGCCAACACCCUUUCAAAUUGCUUACACGCGCUGGAAGACAGCUGCAGCCGCUAGUGAGCACUUACUGGUAUCCUAUCUGCGUGGCCAUACCAUGCUGCCCAAGGCAUUGGAGAAAAUGCUCAAGGAGGACGCGUAUCCCCUGCUUCCCACAUCAGACAACAAUGUCUGCUUCUGGACGUCUCUGCAGUCUCCCAAGAUUAGUGCCAAUCCGCGGGUCUUGGCACAACGCAUACUGUUGCACCUACAAGCACGUCGCGAAAUUGCGCCGCAUUCAGAUCCGUUGGAUACGCUGACUGAAGAGUCGCAACGCAUGUUACGAGGUUUUGAGCAAAUUAGUUCAAACCACAGUGAAAAGGUUGGGGAGAAUGCGACAGAGAUUGAUUGGCUUGAUUUUCAAGAUUUCGGCUUUGACGCCAAGUAUUCGAAUGAAGCACGCAGAAAUCGGGAUGAACGGGUCGUUCAGACUGCUCGUCCAGCGCCUCAUCCUCACACCAUUGCUCCCUCAAGCGCCAAACCGGCACACAUGCCAAACUGGCAGCAAUUCAUGGAAGUUGGACUGUCUGGCACUCUUGUGUACCGCCAGCCUAUCCCUCGCUCAGACUUGCUUGCUGAUUCCGGACCCCUGGAAACGUCCAUUGCAGUCACCUACCAUUCUGUCCAGCAAGAGCAAGCAGCUUUAGACAAGGGUCGCGUGGAUGCUGGGUUUUGGGGCGCUUGGAUGAAUGCCAUGGCGGGUGAGUCUAGUCCAUUACAUCGCAGCAUCUUUGGUCGCAGUCUUGUGGUGAAGCUCAAGUAUCCCGAUGCAGUGCUUGUGCUUGAAGAACUCUUCGAAAAAACAGCCACUGUCGAGACUGUCCCUGACAAGCAGAAGAAGCGUUUGAUGAGUUUUCGCAAGGAGAAGCCUCCCGAGAGACAGCCAUCUAGUGUUCGCAAGACGAUUGAUGGUGGCAGGGCACUUGCAGACUCAGACUUGGUUGUCGCCAUGCGACUCAAAAAGUUGCUUGAUGACCACAGACCAGAACAAAAGAUGCUCGAUGCUGGACCACAAGCCUAUCGUCCUGUUGCUGUCCAGACUGUUCACCGACGGGAGGAGAGUGUGUAUGAUGACAGCAUUGGGCAAGAUGUCAAAAAGAUGCUUAGAUGGGCAGAAAAGUCUGAUGCUGCGGCGAGCGCCGAGCUGCCUACGCAAGUGAAGCCUGUGGAUGCAUCGCAACGCAAGCCGGAAAGAAAGCCGGUUCUCUCGCCUGCAAUGGAUGUAAGUGUGCCCGACACUGCUUCAUUUCGAACCAAUAGCCCGGUGCCGGCGGUCAAGGUCGAAUCACGCCAGUCUACGCUCCGUGGGCAACCUCCCGGUUUCUCGCCUUCACAAGUGAUGACGACCAUCAACUCAAGUCAGCUGCUCGCAACGCAAAAUGGAGGCGGCAGAGAUGUCAGUCCUUCUGGAGAAACAACCUUACCGAAGCGUGAGUCUAGGUCGCGGCCUUCUACCCCCCGGCAACGACGGGCUGAUGGUAGGAUCCAAGGAGAUAUGCCGCUUUACCCUCAAGUCAGCAUCUCUUCCCACAAUCACCCGCCUCCCCCACCCAUACCUGCCGAUCCACGGCCUUCCAGAGAUUCUACCGUAUCGCAGUCUGCUCCCAAAUUCAAUCGUUUCUGGCAAUCACGCAAGUCUCAAGGAGACAUCAAGCAAGUUGUCUCUCAAUCACCUGCAGUCGCGUACGCAGAGCCACCCAUUGUCCGUCGCCAUUCGCCAGAAGUGAUGAUGGCAGAAUCAUCUCCAUUACCAACACUGGUUCCCAGCAAGGACGCCCAUGCCUCUCAGUCGACUCUUGCGGCACACAAUCGAAGUACGUAUGAGCCAGCCAUGUCAUUUGAAUUGGAUGAACCAGAAAUGCAUUGGAAGAAUGAGUUUGAUCCGGCUGGGUCACACAUGUCUGUUGCACCAUCGCGCACGCGUAAUCGCUUUGCGGCCAUUGAGGACGAAGCCAAUGCUUUGCAGCGGGAGCUGUUUGGCGAUGCUGAUGAGUCGCCUUUGCAUUUGCGCAAGGCUUCAGAUGCUAGCAGCAGGUACAGCGAUGGCGGCGGUGAUGGGUCGAAGCGCAAAUCAUUGAUUCGUUCAGCUCAUCAGCAUGUCAUUCGAAAAAUGCUUUCUCAAACGCCAGAGAAUGCAGACGAGCAGCCUAUUCCUGAGCCGCCGCGAACAGAACAGUGGGAGCGAAGGGAAAGUAUGGACCAGCGUAUGGUGCGACAUUGGGCGAGCAUCAAGAGUCUCGCAAGUGCUGCCAUGGUGCCUGUUGACUCGCCAAAAGCACGUCAAGCUACAGAGCCAACAGAGACAGGGCCUCAACAUCAAAAGACCGCUAUGAAUGGGCACUGA